AGCAUCAUCAAAUUGCCGACACCUGUUGUCGAACAAAAAAAACGGUAGAGUCGAGUUAAAAGUUAAAAUCUGUAUGUUAAAGCUACAAAAUAAGACAAUGGCAGAGUUUUGAACUUGUUCUAAUUGUCAAACAACUUUAAAAGUGGAGCGAGGGGCCAGUUGGUGAAGACAUUGCGUGUUUAACGUUAGGUCCUGGAACUAAAAACGUCCAGAUUGUGAUGAUUCACUUUCCAUUGACGUUAAAGUUAGCCAACGUUAAUGUUAGCUAGCUAGCUAGCUAACUAGAUUCAAAACAUCAACAAACAAAGAGUUUUCACGAGUCAAAUCUUAAAUAUUUGCCCCUAAACUCAACAAUGGAGAUGAUGAAGUGUGUGAGCCACCAGCAGGCCAGCCAGCUGCUCCAUAACAAGUUCAUUGUGGUGAUGGGAGACUCCAUUCAGAGGUCUGUGUACAAGGACCUUGUUGUGCUGUUGCAGAAGGACAAGUAUCUCACUGCAAAACAACUCAGGAGCAAGGGUGAGAUGAGCUUUGAACAGGACUGCCUGGUGGAAGGAGGUUGCCUAAAUCAAAUGCACAAUGGAACGGGGUACCGGGAGGUUCGGCAGUUUCAGUCCGCCCACCACCUCGUACGCUUCUACUUUGUGACGCGCGUCUACUCUGGCUACAUGCAGAGCAUCCUAGAAGACUUCCGCCAAGGCUUGAAACCUGAUGUAGUAAUUCUCAACUCCUGCGUUUGGGAUAUCUCAAGAUACAACUCCAGUUGGCUUGAUAACUACAAGGAGAACCUACAUAAGUUAUUUGAUGAGCUGAAAGUGACUCUGCCAAAGGAAACCCUGGUCGUAUGGAACCUCACCAUGCCCUUAGGAGAGAGGAUUAAAGGUGGUUUCCUGGUCCCAGAGAUCGAGCACAAGGUUCCCCAGCUGCGUUAUGAUGUGAUUGAAGCCAACUUCUACAGCGGGACUCUGGCUGACGCCUACGGGAUGGAUGUGUUGGACCUUCACUUUCAGUUCCGCUUCUCCCUGCACCAUCGUACGAAUGACGGCGUCCACUGGAACGCCCUUGCACACCGCAAGAUAACCUCUCUGCUGUUACAGCACUCUGCACAGGCCUGGGGGGUUACUAUGCCCUGUCCACUGACUGCUGUUGAUCAUGCUGAGGUUACUGCUCAGCAGGCAGCCAAUGCAAAUGCUACCAAACCUGCAGAGCGACACCCAUCAAAGGGAAAUUACAACAGCUAUGACGGCUACAGGGAGGAGUUCUUCAGUGAUAACCCCUCUUUUGGUUACUUCAACUUUGAGAAUUACCCACAGCCACAUACUUCAUACCAUGAGACCAGACGGGUUAGAAAUGGUUUCGACUACAAGCCUCCCCACCACUUUGAGCCCUACGACGAGCACCAUCAUCAGGACGUGAUGAAGAGCCGCCAUGCCAGGCGCCACUAUGCUCCGUACACCCAUCACAGACCCAGAUUGAACAACCACAAUGGUGGCUUCUACUGAGGCAGGGAGUUUUUACAAGAUUCAGAUAUGGUCAAUUUCCAUUUAUCUACUGCAGACUCUUGCCUCACCUGCAGUACAUUGUUUCACAACAGUCCCAUUUGUCUGUGAAGGUUCUAAGUCGUCCAGGUCAUGGUAGUUCUGUGAUAAGCAAAGGCAACUGGGCUUGCUAGAAAUUCUCUCAUCCAAAAGGCUUCUUCAAAUCUGACUAGUGGGGAGUUCCAGAUAUUUACACACAACCCACCAGAGGUAUCUGGAACUCACUAAUAGUCAGUCCGGAUCAUGGAUGUAUUGGUCAGAUUUAAAGAAGCCUUUUGGAUGAGAGCCGUCUUGAAGAAUUUCUAGCAAGUCCAGUUGCCUUUGCUUAUCACAGAACCGUCCCAUUUGUUCAACACCGAACUAUACAUGCUCGUAACCAGGAGCCAACAUGAAUCCUCAAAUGGCUUAGUUCACGCUCAAGACUGUUAAUGACCUCACAUUCACAUAUUGGUCCUUUUUUCUUUUAAUUUUUUUUUUUUUUUCUUUUUUAGUAUGUUCUUUGCCACCAAAAAUUUAUUUGCAAUAUUUUACAUUUCAAAGCCUUUUUAAUUCUGCACUUUAAAUGUCCGUUGAUGUUUUCUAUUCAAGUUGAUGCUAAGAUUUCAAGUGUUGUUGUUUUUUUUUUUAUUUUAUUUUGUUUUAACAUGAAUCCUUUAUUAAAGUUCUAAAUUAAUGAUCCUUCUGAAUCUUCUCAAUGUCCCACACGGAUCAAGUAUGGUAUAAAGAUUUAGUUUCCUUUAAGCCUUACAGGUGCUGUACUUGAUAUUCUGAACCUUUUUUAAUAUAGCGGAGGAAUUGCAUCCUGUGUGUGUGUGUCUGUCUCCACUUGUUUUCUGAAUAUCGAGUAGAGCCUCUCAAAACAUUUACAAUGUAAUUCUUGUUCAUCACUUAGAUGAACACUGAUUAGGAAACAAGUGUGAGACAUAUGGAGAGAGAGAAGCUCUGGCGUUUGCCCAGGCCUGUUAAGAUGUAAAUCAACCUGUGCUGUGGCACUUUAGAGGACAUGUUCCACAUGUUAUACCAAGUUCUGGUUGUUACACUAUUAAUGUAUUCAUUUAAUAAAAUGAACUCCAUAACAAUA
Molecule: messenger RNA, 2616 nt
Organism: Perca fluviatilis (European perch)
Lineage: Eukaryota; Metazoa; Chordata; Actinopteri; Perciformes; Percidae
Gene: fam113
Product: family with sequence similarity 113
Exons: 9
Coding region: 354-1499 (381 amino acids)
Source: RefSeq, a predicted model, not a curated record